CUCCGUACGGCUUCUCCGGUCCACGCCCUCCUUCUCCUUCUCUUCCUUCCGUGUCCUUCGCUCCACUGCCUUUCUCGCUCUGUCUCGGACCAUGGAGUCUAUUUUACCCGCCUUGUCCUGUCCCGUCUAAUGCCUCUCUGGUCUACUUCCCCCGGCUCAGCAACCAAUGCACGAGGAUAUCCGAGAUGGGCAAUCUUGGUGACUUGUCGCCCGAGGGAAGCGUCGCGGUUGGGGUGGUUGUCGGGUUGAUCUCGACCAGUCUCCAGGCCAUCGGGCUAACUCUCCAACGCAAGUCGCAUAUCCUCGAGGACGAGAAACAUCCCUACGAUCUACGCCGCCCCCCCUACAAACGUCGAAGAUGGCAGUUGGGCAUGCUGAUGUUCGUCGUUGCGAACAUCGUCGGCAGUACCAUACAGAUCACCACUCUUCCGCUCCCGGUGCUCUCCACCCUCCAAGCAUCCGGUCUCGUGUUUAACACCAUCUUCGCCACCUUGAUCCUGGGUGAACCGUUCACCCGAUACUCGCUCGUGGGCACCGGCUUGGUCUGCGUCGGCGCGCUAUUGAUCGCGAUCUUUGGCGCCGUGGGGGAGCCAGCGCAUACUCUUGACCAGCUUUUGGAGCUUCUCCAGCGCCGGAACUUUGUUCUCUGGAUGGUCGGAACGGCCGUAAUGGUGCUGGUCAUCUACCUUGGGUCCAGACUCCUCAGAUUCCUAGCCUCGCCGUCUCGGUCCAAGUAUGGCAACCCACGCGGCUCGUAUAUGCCGCACCUGCAAUUGUCGCAUGGCCGGGUUCGGCUCAUGCGCGGGCUUUCCUACGGCAUGAUCAGCGGGAUCCUAUCGGCCCACUCCCUCCUGCUAGCCAAAUCAGCCGUCGAGCUUCUCGUUCGGACAGUCGUGGAUCGCGUCAACCAAUUCAACCGAUGGCAGUCGUGGGUGAUUCUGCUCGCCAUGAUUGCGCUCGCCCUAUCUCAGCUGUUCUACCUACACCGGGGUCUGAAACUCUGCAGCACCAGUGUCCUAUACCCCUUUGUCUUCUGCAUCUAUAACAUCAUCGCCAUCAUAGACGGCCUAAUAUACUUCCAACAGAUGUCCCAGCUGACAGGCUUCCAUGCUGGAUUGAUAUCGCUGGGGACGAUUGUCCUUCUCGGCGGGGUUCUCUGCCUCUCGUGGCGCCUGGAAGUCAUUGACAGCCACGCGGCCGUGACGGUCGGUGGGCCGUCCCAAACCGGACUGGGUCCCGGAAUGGCGGUGGUCGAGGAGCAUCCCACCUCCCCGCUGGGUCUCGGAAUGGACGGCGAGGAAGAUCUGGAGCGCGAGCCUCUCUUACAGGCUGCACAUCCCUCUCGCAUGAGCCCUCACAAGAGGGCCCCCAGUCUCCCUUUACUAUACCCUACGGGAUCCCAACGGGAUUCCACAGAUCUAGAUUCGGCUUCCAUCUGGGCUGAACUCGACGACUCUGAUUAUGACUACGUCACAGCCACUCUGCGUUCUCAGCAGAACCCUCGCGGCUCGCUUUCAAACCGACCAAGAAGUCGAACCGGCGCUGUCACAUUGAGAGACAAUCUUCUCCGCGGACCGCGCCGUUCCAGCACCAUCCCAGUCAACCAGGGCUCCUGGAACCAGCGCAGAGCCCCCUACGGCAUAUCCGAGCGUCGCAAACAGCGACGAACAUCUGCUCCUGCCCCGGAAUAUCGCAGACUCCUGCUCAAACGGCCAACCCUCCCCGGCCUCUCCUCGGACCCCAAUCAGCCCCGGAUAACGGGAUACGGCACCCAGGACGACCGGUCCGACAAUGUUUUCUCCGGCAACAACCGUCGCCAUCCUUCUGAUUUCUCCACCCACACAGACCCAUCCGACGGUUACUCCCACUCCAGUCUCCUCGCAGGCCCGAGGAGAACUCUCCGCGGAGCCUGGCGAGGCAGUCUUCGAUACCUGACCCGAUGGACCGGCGGCCAAGCGCGCGCAUCCCGCGCAACCGCCGACCCGGACCCAGGCUCAGACCCAGACCUAGACCUCGAAGCCAGCCCUGACAGGCCCCCAGAUUGA
Messenger RNA from Aspergillus heteromorphus CBS 117.55, 2045 nucleotides. Its product is annotated as DUF803 domain protein. The transcript is spliced from 4 exons. The record is from RefSeq and is a predicted model, not a curated record. Gene Ontology annotation, biological process: magnesium ion transport. Bases 186 to 2045 code for a protein of 619 amino acids. Gene Ontology annotation, molecular function: magnesium ion transmembrane transporter activity. Gene Ontology annotation, cellular component: membrane. NCBI's taxonomy places the organism in Eukaryota, Fungi, Ascomycota, Eurotiomycetes, Eurotiales, Aspergillaceae.